AUGACUGAGCGGGGGGAAGGGGCGGGGCUGAUGGGGGCGGGGCCUGUUUCUCCUCCGGCGGAGCGCCCUGCCGCACCAGCUCGGGGCGGAACCAGCGAGACGGGAGCCCAGAGCGGCCGGGCCGGGCCCCUCCCGCCGCGCAGCCCCGCCCGCUCUAUGGUUCCGCGCACCGCUCUGGCCUCGCGUCUCGCUGCUCCCGGCUCGGAGUCCGCCACGGGCAGAGCGAGCGGGUUGGCUCAUGGAGCCCCCCGACGCCCGCUGAGCCCGGCGAUGGAUGGCGCCGCGCCCCCUUCCCGCAGCCCCGGCCCGCUGCUGGCCCUGGCUCUGGCGCUGGCGCUGAGCGGGGCCCGCUGGGCCGGCGCCGGAGACUGCAAGGGGCAGCGCCAGGUGCUGCGGGGCCCCGAGGGGUUCGUCAGCGACGGGCCGGGCAACUACUCUGUGAACGGGAACUGCGAGUGGCUGAUAGAAGCCCCCAGCAGCCGGCACCACCCGUGCUUGCAUGCUGAGGAGAGGAACCUGGAUGCCCUGGACGCCAAUCAUGCCCUGGCAUGUACCAAGCCCUUCCGCAGGCCGACCCAGCUCUUCAUGGCGACAGCAGGCGGGAGGAAGGGGCUCCUGGCGUCCUCGCAGAGGAUCUCCAACUGGAUCACCUCCUGCAUCCGUACCCGUUAUGGGCAGGCCCGGGUCCAGCUGCCGCCGUCAGACGUUGGCAGGGUCGCGUCGUGGUCCUCGGUUCACAUGUUCCCGGUGCAUUACGCCGUCACCCAGCAGGCCAGGGCCGAUGCUGGGCGCGGCAGAGGUGUGUUGUAA
Dermochelys coriacea (leatherback sea turtle) is the source of this 810-nucleotide messenger RNA. RefSeq lists its product as uncharacterized. The transcript has 5 exons. Bases 1 to 810 code for a protein of 269 amino acids. Lineage: Eukaryota; Metazoa; Chordata; Testudines; Dermochelyidae. The record is from RefSeq and is a predicted model, not a curated record.